AAGGCUGGCAGUGUUUAGCACUCUUCUCUCAGAGCCAGUUAACAAAAUGAUGGAGGCACGGCGUCUGGAAAAACAACGCCGCGAGUCAGCCAAAAGCAAGGCCGCCUCGCAGCUGCCCUCCAGCCAGGAGCAGGAGUUCAAUCUGCGUCUAAUCGAUCUCUAUCGGUCGCAGGAAUGCCUGUGGAACACCUCGCUAACGGAGCACAGCGACGCCGAACGUAAAAGCCGGGCCUGGGAGGAGAUUGCCGCCGGUAUGGGUAGCCAUCUGAGCGCCGCCUUCGUCCGCAGCCGAAUGCGCAAUUUGCGCUACAAGCUCAACGUGUACAAGCUUCAGGUGAUCGAGUUCCAGAUGAUGCCCGGCAAGUUGAAAAUGCCGCCGGAGAAGCCCUAUUUCGUGGAUCGCUUGGAUUUCCUGGACGGUGAAGCCAACUCCGGCUCCUCCACAGAGCCUUCAAGGGCCAGGCCAGCCGAUGGCACUUCACCGGAAAGAUUGGGCAACCUUUGGUCCAACUUUGAUCUGAAGAAGCCGCUGGAGACUUUGACCAAGCUGAGCAGGGAGGCGCCAGCUGCUGUGCCCCGUUCUGGUCCCAGCAUUGCCGCCACGGUCAAGCAGCGCCUGGAGAGUCAGAUGAAGCCUCUGGAGUUCCUUGUGCCGCGUGGCACCAUCUCACGGCUGCAGCGUCAGCUGAGAAGCUCGAGGUUGCCGGAACAGAGCAGCUCCUCUGGCAGCGUGGCUUUGUCGGAGACUCCCAUCGAAUUGCAGGCUCGCCCGGGGGAGUCCAUUUCCCUGACGAAGCUGGCCUGGAAGCGGCAGAUGUAUCAGCUCCAGGAGCAGGAGCAUCCCACAACAUCCAGAAAUGCCCGGGAGUCUGUUGAGUCCGAGGACGAGGAGCUGUAUAGCCUUCAUUGGAAUAUGCGGCGGCAGCGACGUUCGCUUCGUCUGGACAGUAGCGAACCUGGACAGGAUUUGGGUCCAACCCUGCCGGCCGGUCUGCGUUCCAGCCAAGCCGAUGAGCCCAAUCCCGAUGUAUUCUAGCCCAGCGAAGUCAUUAAAUUAACUUUAUUGUGUUUACGCAGUUCGAACUUGACGAUCGGGGAGCCUUUAUUGGGCUUUAUUUUUGCGUCAAUAAAUCAAGCAGUAAUCAGAGCAAGGACACACGUCCUUGAAUGUAA
Messenger RNA from Drosophila kikkawai, 1173 nucleotides. RefSeq lists its product as uncharacterized. The record is from RefSeq and is a predicted model, not a curated record. NCBI's taxonomy places the organism in Eukaryota, Metazoa, Arthropoda, Insecta, Diptera, Drosophilidae.